Messenger RNA from Pelobates fuscus (common spadefoot toad), 2688 nucleotides. It is a transcript of the gene TSC22D2, whose product is annotated as TSC22 domain family member 2. The coding region runs from base 335 to 2551 and encodes 738 amino acids. NCBI's taxonomy places the organism in Eukaryota, Metazoa, Chordata, Amphibia, Anura, Pelobatidae. The record is from RefSeq and is a predicted model, not a curated record. The transcript is spliced from 4 exons. Gene Ontology annotation, biological process: regulation of transcription by RNA polymerase II.
CUUUGCAGUGUCCGUACUGUCUGUCACUUCCUCUGAGCGCGCUACUGCUGGGGAGGUGUGAGAGACGCGGACCCAGACAGCUCUCCUCCCCGGCCGCCAGCCAGCAGCUGCUGUCCCCGUCAGGCGGAGCUGGGGCAGAGCGGAGAGACCGGCAGCGGCCUGUGCCAUCCCCGGGCUGUCCUGAGAGAGGAAGCCGCCUGCAGUGAGCCCCGGAGAGGAUGUGCGCGCUGCGCUAGGUCCCGUGUGUGAGCGGCUCUCUCUCCGUGUCAGUGUCCGGGAGGGAAGGGGGGAAUCCCCGGCCUCUGUCCCCAGCCCCCCCGCGGGGGAUCGCACCAUGUCCAAGAUGCCGGCCAAGAAGAAGAGCUGCUUCCAGAUCACCAGCGUCACCACGGCCCAGGCCGCCAGCAGCCUGACGGAGGACACGGAGAGCCUGGAGGACCCGGACGAGUCGCGGACGGAGGAUGUGUCCUCGGAGAUCUUCGACGUGUCCCGGGCCACGGACUACGGGGGGCCUGAGGACGUGGUGGAGCGGAGCUCGUCCGAGGAGACCCUGAACAACGUGGGGGAGGCCGGCACCCCCGGCACCAUGUCCCCCAACCUGUCCCAGGAGCCGGGCCCCGUGACGGGAGCCAGGGGCAGCCUGCCCAGCACCCCCGGGGGCGGCCAUGCCCACAUCGGCCAUGUGCUGCCCGCCGCACUCCCCGCGGGGGCCUCGGCCAACUCUCCGUCCACGGCCAGCGGUACGGCCACCUGCAGCUCCCGCUUCAGGGUGAUCAAGCUGGACCACGGCUCCGGGGAGCCCUACCGCAGGGGGCGGUGGACCUGCACGGACUACUACGACAGGGACUCGGACAGCGCCAUCCUCUCCAGGGCUGGGGACUCCAUCCGGCACGGCAGCACCUUCGAGCACCCGGCUGCUGACAGGGACAGUGGGCUGGGGGCCACGGGGGGCUCGGUGGUGGCCUCUGCCCUGCUCAUAGGUCACGGUCCCGAGUCCCUGGCUGACAGCUCGCUUACUGCUGUGUCACAGCUACUGCACACCGACAAGAUGAACCAGCCCUCCCCGCAGCAGCAUUUCAUCAUUGGGCAGCAAAGCAUAGGCGGAACAGUGUCUCAGGGGGGUGCUCAGCCCAUGUAUCCUUCGCCUGCUGCACUCACCAGUCAACACAUGUUGGGCCAGCAGACCCCAUCCCAUGGAACUGCACCCAGCAUUGGACAUAAUGGGAAAGGCACAGCAGCUCAGAAUGUAACCCUUGUCCACCCCCCAGUGUCUAAUACACAACAGCAGACUAGUGCUUCUGUGGGUCAGGCACAAGGCCCUUUUGCUUACCCCCAGGCCCAAGUCCAAUCUGGACUUAUGUCCACCCAGGCCUCUGGCCAGACAGAGUAUGUGCAACAUAUAACAGUUAUACAAUCACAAGGAACAACUCAAAAAGCCACCACGACCUCGGUUACUACAAGUACUGGGGCUCCAUCUAGUCUUCCAGGACAGCAGCAGCACCUUCAAGCAGGUGGAGCACAACUUAUGGGUCUUCUUUCCAAACCCAGUGACUCACUCAGCCAAGGGUUAGGGCUCCUACAAAGUGGACAAACCCCACCGAGCCAUCCUGUCCAUAUACAGCAACAAGGAGGUGUGGCACAGUCAAAUAUGGCAUCCUUUGGAGUCAUGCAACAGAAAACUAUAACUCCACAAGUGAGUGGCGUUAGUCAUGUUUCAGGUAUUCCAGGUGGACACGGUGUCUUGCCCUCUGGAAUGCAGAAUGUGUCUGUGGCGGCACCUGGUACAGGUGUCAGUAGUGUACCCAGUGUGUCUGCCACUCCCGUUACUAUGCCAAUUGCUCCAACUACUUUUGUACAGUCUCAGAUAAGCAGCCAUACGUCUGUCAGGAGUAAUAGCCUAGUCACAGCUGUUGGUCUUCCAACAAUGCAAGGCACAGCAAAUGUGCACAAUAGUCUGCCACAGUCGAACAUUAAUCCAUUUCAGUCACAGCCAUUGACUGGUCAAAUUGAUGAUAGAAGAAAAUCGGAACCCCUACCUCAGCCGCCAAUAUCCCUAAUUUCUGAGAAGUCUUUUGUGAAGGUUCCUAUCACAGACAGUCUAACAAACCCACUCCAUUUACCUGUAUUUGGAUUACCUAUUCCGGUUGAUGGUGAUGAUGACAGGAAUCCUUUAUCUGCUUUCUAUGAAGCAUUUCAUCUGAAGGUUCGUGGCUCAAAGAAACUGUGUGAUAGUUCAUCAAGUGCAAAUGUUGUAGCAAUCGACAACAAAAUAGAACAGGCAAUGGACCUGGUAAAAAGCCAUCUGAUGUAUGCUGUAAGAGAAGAGGUGGAAGUCCUGAAGGAACAAAUAAAGGAAUUAAUUGAGAAGAACUCUACACUUGAACGUGAAAAUGCACUGUUAAAAUCCCUUUCCAACAGCGAUCAGCUGUCUCAAAUCUCCACCCAGGCGGGUCUUAGCAACUGCCAGCAACAGCCUCCAGUGACUACAGCUUCUCUUGCCGCUUCGCAGACAGCACACCCCACGCAGCAUCCGAAUGUCUCCUCUGCAUAAACAAUACAAAACAAAACUUUCUUGCUUCAUUCAGCGGACUGAGAGCAACCUGUUGUGUGCCACUGCUGUUCUUUCCACUUUAAGAAAAACAAAAGGAUAAGAAAAAAAAAAACCUUAAAAAAAAAAAAAAAAUGAAA